Messenger RNA from Siniperca chuatsi (mandarin fish), 1922 nucleotides. RefSeq names its product protein THEM6. The record is from RefSeq and is a predicted model, not a curated record. NCBI's taxonomy places the organism in Eukaryota, Metazoa, Chordata, Actinopteri, Centrarchiformes, Sinipercidae. Bases 166 to 774 code for a protein of 202 amino acids. The transcript has 3 exons.
GGUGGCAGUGAUGCAGCACUGAGGAUGACAGCUGCCGUUAAACCGCAAGAAGAAGAAGAAGAAGUACGUGUCGUCACACAUCCGGAAGUCAUGGUCAUUCAUUCCACCGGUUUCUUGAAGUUAUAUCGCAUCCCAUGGUAGCACUCUUUCCUGGACGCACAAGAGAUGUUGCUGCUGGUGCUGGGUGCCCUCCUCCUGCUCUUUUGCAGUCUGGAUGUAUGGUACUUCCUACGGGGGGCCCAGGUGUUCAUCCAGUCGUGGUUCCAACCCCGGAUAUGGGACAUUCUAGCUGAGCAAAGCAUUGAUGGCACGGUCCUUCCCCAUGAUUUGGACUACAUGGGCCACAUGAACAACUCCCGAUAUCUAAGGGAGUGUGACUUUGCCCGCUUCCACCAUUACAUGCGAAACGGGCUGUUCAUGGCCUCACACAAAAUGGGGGCUAAAAUGGUGGUAGGGGCCUCCACCAUCCGGUACCGGCGCUCCCUGGCCUUCCGUGAGGCUUUUGAGAUUCGGACCAAAGUAUUGGGAUGGGAUGAGAAGGCGUUUUACUUGGAGCAGCGCUUUGUGUCCAAGAGAGAUGGUUUUGUCUCUGCGGUUAUGCUCUGCAGGCAGAAUGUGGUGCGCUGCAGCCCAGAGAGCAUUAUAGAGUUUGUCUGCAAAAGGAAGAUCGAGUGCCCUGAGUUUCCUGAGGACCUCAAACACUGGAUUAGCUUCAUCUCAGCCAGCAGCCAGGCCCUGAGAGCAGAGAGUGGACUGGAAGAGAAGAAUAAGUGAAGCCACACCAUGUAUCAUGAGUGUAGACCCACAUAUCAUUUGCAUUGCACGCACAUAUACAGUAUACAUACUUGCACACCAACAGUUAAAUAUCGUAGAGAGUUUUUAGUUGACUUACAAGAUUCCAUUUAUCUCUGUUUUUGGGUCGAUCCUACCUGCUGUGUAUUUUUGUAUGAUGUGAUCAGAAAUACUGAAUUUCAGACAGCUGAAUAUGAAAACUUGAACUAUAAGGUAUUCCAUUUUUUUUAAAUGUGCUACAUGCUUUGGGAUCAUAUUCAAAGUUGUUCUCUCAGAAGGAACUAAUACAAGAUCGUAGCUUUGUCCUCGCAGCUUAUUCAGCAUUGACUGAUUAGACAGGCUUUAGACACAUUCUCAUUUAGCAAAAUCCUCUAACUUCAGAUAAGCAUGUAGAGCAAAAGUUAAUCUUCCACUGACAUCGAUGCAUGUUUUAAAACAAACACAAGAAUGUUUUGUGCCUGUUUCUCAUGGUUAACCGUAGUUUGCACUUUCAGAUAAUUAUAAAUUUUUACAUGAUGAUGAAAUACUUGAAUGGACAUCAUGAACAGCAUUUUGCACAAAGUAACCCAAAUGAGGAGACUGAAUUCCUGUUAACAAUCUGAAAGGGAAUAUUUGAUUCUGAGGGAUUCUUUUAUCAAUACAGUAAUUUAUAAUACAUGCAUUUAAAGGGCGGGCUUCUGGAUUGGGAUUGCAUGUAAUAUUAAGAGAAAGUGCUCGAAUCCGGAUACACAGACAUAAUGAGCAAAUGCUAAUAUGGUUGCUGGCAAUUUUUAAAACCUGCAGCGCAACGAUAAUCACUGAUGUUGGGAUGAUUUAUUGACAGAGCCUUUUGAAAUCUGGAACCUUCCCUUUAAUGCAUCAAAGCUUUAGUUUGUGACCAAAGUAAUGUAUUGUUGUAUAUGAAGAGGAAACGAAAUCAAUUUAUAAAGAUGUAUAUGUCUAACCUGUUGUAAUUUAUGUUGACAACAAAAUCCUGUUUAAUUAAUUUUAAGUUUGUAGAUAUGGAUCAUCCUUUUAUUUUCCACAUAUAUUAUUUAUGAUGUAUUGAAAUGGAUUCAUGUACCAAACUUUAUUUAUUGUGUUUGUAAUGUAUUUAAAGGCAUUUUGAAUUAAAAAUGCAUUGGAAACUA